AUGUUCUUCCUCUACACCCUCGAGCGCCGGGUAACCCUCCACCCCUCCUACUUCGGAAAGAACAUGCACGAGCUCGUCACGGGGAAGCUAUUGAGCGAUGUCGAAGGCACUUGCACGGGCAGUUACUAUAUCAUCACAAUCAUGGACACCUUUGACAUCUCUGAGGGGCGCAUCUUGCCUGGAAGUGGAUUGGCCGAAUUCACUGUGAGGUACAAGGCUGUAGUCUGGAGACCCUUCAAGGGAGAGACGAUUGAUGCCAUCGUCGUCUCAGUAAACCAGCACGGUUUCUUCGCCGAAGCUGGUCCUCUCAGAAUCUUCGUCUCCUCUCACUUGAUACCCGGCGAUGUCAAGUGGGAUCCCAAUGCCACUCCUCCCGAGUUCACUAACGGUGAAGACAUGCACAUUAGAGUUGGAACUCACACACGUAUUAAACUGCUCGGUACUCGAGCUGAGGUGGGUGAGCUGUGGGCCAUCGGCAGUAUCAAGGAAGAUUAUCUUGGGUAA
Molecule: messenger RNA, 504 nt
Organism: Truncatella angustata
Lineage: Eukaryota; Fungi; Ascomycota; Sordariomycetes; Amphisphaeriales; Sporocadaceae
Product: RNA polymerase Rpb7
Exons: 3
Coding region: 1-504 (167 amino acids)
Biological process (GO): positive regulation of translational initiation; positive regulation of nuclear-transcribed mRNA poly(A) tail shortening; transcription initiation at RNA polymerase II promoter
Cellular component (GO): P-body; RNA polymerase II, core complex
Molecular function (GO): translation initiation factor binding; single-stranded DNA binding; single-stranded RNA binding
Source: RefSeq, a predicted model, not a curated record